Messenger RNA from Talaromyces rugulosus, 1020 nucleotides. RefSeq lists its product as uncharacterized. Gene Ontology annotation, cellular component: plasma membrane. The transcript has 2 exons. Bases 1 to 1020 code for a protein of 339 amino acids. NCBI's taxonomy places the organism in Eukaryota, Fungi, Ascomycota, Eurotiomycetes, Eurotiales, Trichocomaceae. The record is from RefSeq and is a predicted model, not a curated record.
AUGUUCACGCCCGUCCACACCUCGCUAGGCGCUCUGCUCUUGUUCAGCGGGUCGUUUGGUCUGCUUGUACAUAACGGCCGCGUUUUUGGCAUCUCAUCGAUUCUACGAUCCGGUCUGUCUCCGGCCCAAAGGGAGCAUGAGAACCUGUCGAUUCUGGUAGGAUUGCUGUCGAGUCCUCUGCUAGUCUCGUUCUUUGUGCCCUCGUUGCUCCCUUCGUUUCCAGGCUCGGUUGAGUCGUGGUCUUCGGCGGCGUCUACGCUAGGACUGGGAUUUUUGAUAGGAUGGGGGACCAAGAAUGGCAAUGGCUGUACCUCCGGACAUAUGCUCUGCGGACUAUCACGUCUCUCGCCACGCUCCCUGAUCGCCACCGGUCUAUUCUUCACCACUGCCGUCCUAACGGCAAACUUUGCACCCUCGGUGACCGGCUCGCAAAUAAUCCCUGCAUGCAAUGACGGCCGUCCUUGCUACCAUACCCUCCUCCCAACCACGUUUGAACUCGCCGUGAUGACGACGUGCGCUAUCCUGGCCCUUUUCACCAACUUUAUCGUCGUCUCCCCCAAGUCUUCGGUAAGACCAUCACCGUCAGAGCCACGGCGACUGCUGUUUGCCUACCUGGCCGGCCUCCAGUUCGGACUGGGCUUGCUGUUCAGCGGCAUGGGCGACCCCACCAAGGUCAUUCGUUUCUUUGCCUUUGUCGCGAAUAUCAACAGUUUCGAUCCGUCGCUCGCUCUGGUUCUUCUUUUUGGUGUGGGGCCCUCGCUCUAUGGCUAUCUAACCGUGAAACCCGGUCAGCCGACGACAAGCGGGAAGAUCGAUGCUCCCACGCUGGCGGAUGCAUGGCGUCUGCCAACACGCACCGUUGCCGAUAUAGACUGGCGGUUUGUUGCCGGAGCGGUCGCUUUUGGAGUCGGAUGGGGUCUGAGUGGUGUCUGUCCGGGGCCAGCCAUCCUCAGGGCCGUCCUUCAGCCGGCGUGGGGAAUUGUUUGGAUGGGCGGUUACGCAUUGGGAAGUUUGUUGUAA